Antechinus flavipes (yellow-footed antechinus) is the source of this 1022-nucleotide messenger RNA. It is a transcript of the gene NME4, whose product is annotated as NME/NM23 nucleoside diphosphate kinase 4. The coding region runs from base 89 to 706 and encodes 205 amino acids. Lineage: Eukaryota; Metazoa; Chordata; Mammalia; Dasyuromorphia; Dasyuridae. The record is from RefSeq and is a predicted model, not a curated record. Gene Ontology annotation, biological process: UTP biosynthetic process; GTP biosynthetic process; CTP biosynthetic process. Gene Ontology annotation, molecular function: nucleoside diphosphate kinase activity. The transcript is spliced from 5 exons.
CUUCCUCCAACUCGCCCUUUACUUGGGGACCGGGCCGGGCUGAGGGCGAGCAGCCCGGCCGCCCGGGGCUCAGGGCUAGGGGCCAGACAUGGGCUUCUUCCCACGCUGCGCGCUGCGGAGCCUCCUGGCCCGCGGCUGCGUCCAGGGCAGUAGCCCCACACCGGGUACGAGGCCGCUACUCCGGUCCCUGCCCCACGGAGGAGUGCCUAGUUCCAUUCCGCACCGCUACAGCUCUGGAGGACUUAUUAGAACCCAGGAACGGACACUGAUUGCAGUAAAGCCAGAUGGUGUUCAGCGGAGGCUGGUUGGAGAUGUCAUCAGACGCUUUGAGAGACGAGGGUUCAAACUGGUGGGCAUGAAACUCCUACAGGCUCCAGAGAAAGUUCUUGCUGAGCAUUACCAUGAUCUAAAGAAGAAGCCCUUCUAUCCAAACUUGAUCAAUUAUAUGAGCUCUGGUCCCGUGGUCGCUAUGGUCUGGGAAGGCUACAAUGUGGUUCGUACUUCUAGGGCCAUGGUAGGAGACACUGACUCAGCAGAAGCUGCCCCUGGAACAAUCCGGGGAGAUUUCAGCGUUCACAUCAGCAGGAAUGUUGUCCAUGCCAGCGAUUCAGUGGAAGUGGCCCAGAGAGAGAUCAGCCUGUGGUUUCAUAGCAGUGAGCUGGUGGAAUGGAACUGCUGUAGUCACAGCAACCUGUACCAUGUGUGAGGGAGGGUCUCAGCCCACCUCCCACACACACUGGCUACAAUCCAGGAGCAACUACCUCUGCCAAUGAGAAUGCUAUAUUCCUUCCUGUUGAAGCUACCCGCCAUUCCCCUAUGCUAACCUCCCUCUCCCCCCCACCCCAGAGACCUCUCUGAUACCAUUUAUGUGCCUUUUCAUUCUGUGCCCCAAACCUCAAAGGAUUGAGUCUUAUCCUUCCCAAGACCACAGUGCCAGUCAACCUUGGGGGUAAUUGCUUGUAGCCAGAGAUAAUGAUGACUAUUAAAGGAGACACAUUAAAAUUCAGUCUUGUUUCUAUAAA